AUGGUUCAUUUAGGUCCAAAGAAACCACAAGCUAGAAAGGGUUCUAUGGCUGAUGUGCCCAGGGAAUUGAUGGAUGAAAUCCAUCAGUUGGAGGACAUGUUCACUGCGGACUCUGAAACUUUGAGAAAAGUUGUUAAGCAUUUUAUCGACGAAUUGAACAAAGGUUUGACGAAAAAGGGCGGUAAUAUUCCAAUGAUUCCAGGUUGGGUCAUGGAAUUCCCAACUGGUAAAGAAUCCGGUAACUACUUGGCUAUUGACUUGGGUGGUACCAACUUAAGAGUCGUGUUGGUCAAAUUGAGUGGUAAGCACACUUUUGACACCACCCAAUCUAAGUAUAAGUUGCCACAUGACAUGAGAACUACAAAGAACCAGGAAGAACUAUGGUCCUUCAUCGCCGAGUCUUUGAAAGACUUCAUGGUCGAACAAGAAUUGCUAAACACCAAGGAUACCUUGCCAUUGGGUUUCACUUUCUCAUACCCGGCUUCUCAAAACAAGAUUAACGAGGGUAUUUUACAAAGAUGGACUAAGGGUUUCGAUAUUCCAAACGUCGAAGGCCACGAUGUUGUUCCACUGCUACAAAAGGAAAUAUCUAAGAGGAAAUUGCCAAUUGAGAUUGUAGCUUUGAUUAACGAUACCGUCGGUACUUUGGUUGCCUCUUACUACACUGACCCAGAAACCAAGAUGGGUGUGAUUUUCGGUACUGGUGUUAACGGUGCCUUUUACGAUGUUGUUUCCGAUAUCGAAAAAUUGGAAGGUAAGCUAUCAGACGAUAUUCCAAAGGAUUCUCCAAUGGCUAUCAACUGUGAAUACGGUUCCUUCGACAACGAGCACUUGGUCUUGCCAAGAACCAAGUAUGAUGUUGAUGUUGACGAACAGUCUCCAAGACCAGGUCAACAAGCUUUUGAAAAAAUGACUUCCGGUUACUACUUGGGUGAAUUACUACGUCUGGUGUUGAUAGACUUGAAUGAAAAGGGCCUGAUGUUAAAGGGUCAAGAUCUAACCAAGUUGAGGAAGCCAUACAUCAUGGACACUUCCUACCCAGCAAAAAUUGAAGACGAUCCAUUUGAAAACUUGGAGGACACAGAUGACAUUUUCCAAAAGGACUUUGGCAUCAAGACCUCCUUACCAGAACGUAAGUUGAUCAGAAGACUUUGUGAGUUGAUCGGUACCAGAGCUGCCAGAUUAGCCGUCUGUGGUAUUGCUGCCAUUUGCCAAAAGAGAGGCUACAAGACUGGCCACAUUGCCGCCGACGGUUCUGUUUACAACCUGUACCCAGGUUUCAAACAGGCUGCCGCUAAGGGUCUAAGGGACAUCUACGGUUGGACCGGCGAUGCUAGCAGCGAUCCAAUCAAGAUUGUUCCAGCUGAAGAUGGUUCCGGUGCGGGAGCUGCUGUUAUUGCAGCCUUGUCCGAAAGAAGAAUUGCCGAAGGCAAGUCUCUUGGUAUCAUCGGCGCUUAG
This is a messenger RNA of Saccharomyces kudriavzevii IFO 1802, 1458 nucleotides long. It is a transcript of the gene HXK1, whose product is annotated as hexokinase 1. Gene Ontology annotation, biological process: glycolytic process; intracellular glucose homeostasis; glucose 6-phosphate metabolic process. Gene Ontology annotation, molecular function: fructokinase activity; D-glucose binding; ATP binding. The record is from RefSeq and is a predicted model, not a curated record. The transcript has a single exon. The coding region runs from base 1 to 1458 and encodes 485 amino acids. Lineage: Eukaryota; Fungi; Ascomycota; Saccharomycetes; Saccharomycetales; Saccharomycetaceae. Gene Ontology annotation, cellular component: cytosol; mitochondrion.